Molecule: messenger RNA, 2954 nt
Organism: Fonticula alba
Lineage: Eukaryota; Rotosphaerida; Fonticulaceae
Exons: 8
Coding region: 162-2954 (930 amino acids)
Biological process (GO): protein sumoylation
Molecular function (GO): zinc ion binding; SUMO ligase activity
Source: RefSeq, a predicted model, not a curated record
ACUCCCGCCCCCCUCCCUCCGCUGCUUGCUGCUUCACGGUCCGCGGCCCCGCUGCGCCCUGAUGCCGAUCGGCCAGUGCCCUCUCCCGUCUUGACCAGCCCACGCGCCCAUUCCUCCUGCCGCCCCCUGCAUCUGCCCGCCCCCCUUCGCGGCUGCCCCAUAUGCGCGUUACCGCCGACAUGGGCACCCCCCGGUCGAUCGGCAGCGCCACCGGCCAUGGCAAUGCCACAGGAAGCCCUCCGGCAGCGGCGCCGAGCCCGGCCCCGGCGGCCCCCGGCCCCGGCAUCGCCCUGACCCCGGCCAAUGCGCACGAGCUGAUGGGCAUGCUCAAGCGGGUCCUCAUGAGCCUGACCAAGGUGGUCCUGUCGCGGAUGUUGACCCUCUUCAAUUUGCCCCGCUCCGGCAUCAAGUCCCUCCUGGUCAGCCGCCUGACCAGCUACUUCAAUGGCCUCCCCCAGCCGUACAACGCCAUGAACCUCAUCAUCCACGAGUGCCCGGAGGUCAUCCCGCUGCUCAAUGCCGGCAACCGGCCGACGUCCGGCAGCGCCGGCCAGCGCUCCCCUCCCACCCGCUACCGGACGCUGGCCGGCCACGGGCCGACGCACACCUCCCCGGCGGGGGCGGCAGCGGCCAUGGCCGCCGGCGACCGGUCCCUUCCCUUUGGGAAUUUCGCCCAGCCGCCGCGCCUGGCUCCCUCGGCCCAGGUGACCAAGCUGAUCCACUAUUCGCUGGCCCUGCACCGGUCCUUCCAUGAGCGGCUGCAAAGUCUCCCGAGCACGGUGCAAGCGGAGGCCGCCUCCAAUGGCGGGCACAUCUUCCCCUCCGGCCCGGACACCGCGGCCAUCACCCAGCGGGCCAGGCAGCUCAACAGCGACUCGUCCCAGAUGGACCAAUUCCGCUGCCGGGCCCUUCUCCCCACGACGCUGAUGACCUCCCCGACCGGGACGAUCACCGUCAACAUCGACCUCUCCCUGGCAGAUCUCGCAGAUCUGACCCACAAAUCGAAAUCCCCUCGGCAAUUUCAAGUCGGCUUUAUAGUCCAGCCGGAGCUCGGCCGCGGCGGCAGCAUGCCCCCCUUCGGGUAUCUGCGGAUACUGGCCGCCAACAAGUUGAUCCACUCGCACCGGUUCUCCACCUCCUUCUAUGACAUCUCCGACCCGCUGAUCGACUUGACGCCGGCCCUGAUGCCGAUGCUCCAGGCGCACGCGCGCGACAACCUCCCCUGCUCGCUGCAGCUGCUCGUCCUUUCCGCCGUGCCGGUCCCCUUUGUCCUGGUGCCGGUCAUCCUGUCCCGGCCGCUGUCCAUGGAGACAUCCAUCAGCCGUGUGGUCAUCCAGUCUGACCAGCUGAUCCAGGUGUAUCGCGAGCGCGAGGCCCAGCGCGAGGCCGCGGCGAAGGCCGCCGCCGCGGCCGAUGGCGACGACGAUGGCUUCGUCAUCGAGGCGGCCAGCACGCGCGUGGCCCUGCGCGACACCGCGCUGAGUCUCAUGCGGCUCACGCGGCCCGUGCGAUCGCUCAACUGCCGCCACGCGCAGUGCUUCGAGCUGACGGCCUAUCUGGAGGUCUCCUUCCACACUGCCAAGUGGGAGUGUCCCCUGUGCGGCAACAGCGCCCCCAUCGACACGCUUUUCAUCGAUCCGCUCUAUGUCCGCAUUCUGUCCGAGGUCCCGGCCGAUGUGGACUACGUCCUGCUCGAGCCGGACGGCUCCUGGCGUCUCGAGGGCCACACCCCGGCGUCCAAUCCCCCCAGCGCCAGUGCCAGCGCCAGUCGCUCGCAGGUGUCCUCCCCGGCCAAGCGCCCCCGGCUGGAUGGCAACUCGCUCGAGCUGGCCGAGCUGGCCGAGCUGGCCGAGCUCUGGUCCGACUCCGAGGGCCUGCUGGGCAAUGAGGGCUCGGCCACGCCCACGCCGGCCACCGGGUCGGCGUCAAUCCUGUCGCCCGCGCCUCCCGGGCCGCCGGAGGCGGCCGGCGCCGCCGAUGUCAUCGAUCUCACCCUCAGCGAUGACGAUGUGCCGCCGCCGUCUCUCGGCGUUCCCCCAGCCAGCCACCACCACCACCAGCAGCCGCAGCAGCCGCAGCCGCCGCCGCAGCAGCCGCCGCCGCAGCAGCCGCCCCUGUUGGUCCCCACCAAGCGCUCUUACUCGCAAACCAACCUCCACACCCGGGAUGGCGGCUCCUCCAGCCACAUCAACCAUUCGUCGCCCUUCUCCUCCAGCACGUCGCUGCCCUCGCUUGUGUCCUCCUCCGGACCAACGCCCAGCCACUCCGGCGGCUUCGGUGGCUCCGGAAGUUCCAAUGGGUCCGGGAAUUCCAGCGGCUCCGGCGGGCCGGCCACCAGCCACCCCCCCGGCGGGUGGUACAACCCCUCGGCCUUCGGGCCCGGGUCCUAUGACUCCGACAAUGCCAGCAUCCUCAAUGACAUGUCGGUUCGGGACUUCAUCUCCUCGAUCAGUCUCCCUGCCUCCCUCGCUUCACAUUCCCCCAGCGACUUCGGUCACGCCCAUGACACCCACCCGGCGGGCCCCGCUGGUGGACAACCGGUGCCGCAGUCGCAGUCGCAGUCGCAGUCGCAGUCGCAGUCGCAGUCGCAGUCGCAGUCGCAGUCGCAGUCGCAGUCGCAGUCGCAGCCGCAGCCGCCGCCGCCGCAGCAGCAGCCCCCGUCACAAAUGCAGCCACGGCACCAUCCGCCACACCGCUCUUUCGCCGCACCAGCCAACGGCAGCCGGUCGCCCUUUGCCCCGGCCCCGGCCCCGGCCCCGGCCCCGGCCACAGCUAGGCCCGCACAACUGCGCAUCCCCCAUCUGUUUGACGCGUCAUCCCCGGCCGGCCCGAUGGAGGUCGAUGAUCUGCCACCAGUACCGCGGCAGCCCCCACAGGCGGCCGGGCCGCGCGCCAACGCCGGGCCCCCGCACGCGCUCCACAUCCCGCACAUCCACCCGCGGGUGGCUGAUUGA